This is a messenger RNA of Ascochyta rabiei, 1101 nucleotides long. RefSeq lists its product as uncharacterized. The transcript has 4 exons. Gene Ontology annotation, molecular function: epoxide hydrolase activity. Bases 1 to 1101 code for a protein of 366 amino acids. Lineage: Eukaryota; Fungi; Ascomycota; Dothideomycetes; Pleosporales; Didymellaceae. Gene Ontology annotation, biological process: epoxide metabolic process. The record is from RefSeq and is a predicted model, not a curated record.
AUGAACCGCACGGUGCAGACGGUCCAAGAGGAUGUCGACGCUAUCGUGCCGUACAGCAUGCACGUCUCGUCGCGGUACCUCGCGCUCACGAAGCAGAAACUCGAGCUCACGCGGCUCCCGCGCGAGAACGAGACGCUGGGGCCAGCCGAGCAGUGGGCGCUGGGCACGCCGAAGAGCGUGCUGGAGCCGCUAUUGGACCACUGGCUCGAGACGUACGAUUGGCGUGCUGAGGAGGACGCCUUCAAUUCGACGCUGCCGCAGUUCCGCACGCGGGUUUCGCUUUCCCCAGGCGCGCGUGGGGGAGAUCAGAAACCUGCGCGUACGCACUUUGUGCAUAAACGCUCAGCGCACGCAAGUGCGGUGCCGCUGCUGUACUGCCACUCGUGGCCAGGCAGCUUCGUUGAGGUGCAGCGCAUCAUUGAUCAGCUUGCGAGUCCGGAGGGAGAGGGGGAGCUGGCUUUCCACGUCGUGUGUCCGAGUAUACCAGGCUUUGGGUUCAGUGAUGCGAGUGAGGACCCUCAAUUUGGGGUCCAUGGCGCAGCGGAGGUGUUUGCAGGGUUGAUGAGGAGGUUGGGGUAUGAGCGGUGGGUCGUCUGUGGUAGCGGGUGGGGAUUUGAGAUUUGCCGCGCGCUGGCAAUUAGGGAGCCUAAGAGGUGUCUCGCUGUGCAUACAUGCAAUCCCCAGUUCAAUGCACCAACGGUUAAGGACCAGCCGCUGCUGUGGGUGAAAUGGCACCUGGCAAGACUGACGAAGGCGAAGUACCUACCCAGCGAUGAGCUUUGGAUACCUCCCCUCAGAGCUUACCGCAGUACCACCGACACUCUCGCCUUCUCGCUGUGCGAUUCUCCCAUCGGACUGCUGGCUGUUCUGUUGGAUCUCGUGUCUGCGCAGGGGCCUGGGCCAUCUGUAAACACAAGACCAAGAUUACCAUUUUGGGACCCAGGGGAGCUGAAGAUGCCGGAACGAGAAGAGGGAGCAGCUGGACACGAAACGGCAUCCUCGGACCUGCUGUACAUGCCAUGCUCGAUCUGGGGUGUUUGUGCCUUGACACGUGCUUGGUUCGAUGCGGCCCGGAUCGACGAUGUCUGGAGCGUCGUCUAG